Molecule: messenger RNA, 3188 nt
Organism: Manihot esculenta (cassava)
Lineage: Eukaryota; Viridiplantae; Streptophyta; Magnoliopsida; Malpighiales; Euphorbiaceae
Product: transcription initiation factor TFIID subunit 4b
Exons: 14
Coding region: 359-2953 (864 amino acids)
Biological process (GO): transcription initiation at RNA polymerase II promoter
Cellular component (GO): transcription factor TFIID complex
Molecular function (GO): RNA polymerase II general transcription initiation factor activity; protein heterodimerization activity; DNA binding
Source: RefSeq, a predicted model, not a curated record
CAUGGACCCUUCAAUAAUGAAGCUCCUCGAAGAAGACGAGGAUGAAACUAUGCAUUCCGGUGCUGAGGUGGAGGCGUUUCAGGCUGCCCUCAAUCGAGAUAUUGGAGGCGAUGCGUCCACUUCUCAGCCGUCCGACUCCGUUCCCAAAUGACAAGCGUACAAUUUCAUAACUAGAAAAAGUAACAUCUAGCAGUGCAGGAGAGAUAUUUUGUGAAAGAUAAGUUCUCAAACAUUCCUGUUAAAUGCGUUUGCAUUUCUUUUAUGUUCAUUUUCUUUGCUUUCUAUUUUUCCUACUUGGAAGCUUUUUGGUUAUUUGUGACAUGUGCAACUCAAAACUGUAGCAGUUUUAUCCCAUGAAAUGAAUCAAACACCCAGUCAGCCAUUUUCAAAUUGGCAAACUACUACACAAGAUGAAAAUGCCAAUGGUGUAAUCCAGCAACAACAGCAGCAAGAACAGCACUCAUCUGUAAUGGAGCUAAAGCGGCAUGCUUCUGCUGCUGAAAAUCAGCAACUAAAUAAUGAUGCCACACAGGGAUCCAGGAACCUCCUAUUACAUCAGAAACAACCCCAAGAUGAUGUUCAAAAAGGGCAGGCAAAACAAGUUCCUCUUCAGACUCCUCGAACAACUGGGAUGCAGAUUUCUGAAAGAAAUUCUAUGCCACUAUCUGAACGUGACAAAUUGCAAAAUUCGGACACUGAACCGCAAUACAUGAAAGUAAACAUGGUUAAUCAACAGAAUCAACAGACCAUGGGCAUGGAGCAGCCUGGUAAUGUAAAGAAUCAAGCCAAGCAGAUACCAUUUGUGUUAUUGUUGCCUGCCUUAAAGCCACAUCUUGAUAAAGACAGAGAGAUGCAACUUCAGACUCUCUUUAAUAAAUUGAGGAAAAAUGAUAUUGCGAAAGAGCAGUUUGUCAGGCUUAUGAGAAACAUUGUGGGGGACCAAGUGCUAAGAUUGGCAGUUGCACAAUUGCAGUCGCAGCCAGGUUCCACCCAAUCCCAGUUACAAUCUCAAGCUUUUGCACGCCAACAUAAUGUGAGAAUGCCUGUCAGUGCUAGUGCCUCUUCAGCAGUCCAAGUGCUGGCUGAUUCUAGCUAUCCAUCUGCAGAAAAUAAUGCUCAGAAAUCUCGAGAGGUGGAACGUCAGCCAGAUUCUCUUGGAAUGCAAGUUAGCCAAAUGCCUUCUUCCAGUGCUAGCAUAGUCAAUCAAGAUAGGGAACACUCUUCAAUUUCUAUGCCAGGACAUAGCAAGCAGCAGCAACAUUUGCACUUUCCACCAACUUCCUUUCCAAUGUAUGGAAGUAAUAGUGCGACUUAUCACCCAUAUUCUGGAACAAAUGUCAAUACUUCAGGAUCAUCCAUGAAGCCACAGUCUCAUGAUAUGCAAAUGAGGCAAAUUUCACAUCAAACCAUGGGCACAACACAAGUAGGGGGUUCAACCCAAGCAAUGAACAUGAUGAGUGUGCCGAAAUUUGAGAGGCAAAACGCUGUUGCUGAUCCCAACAGAGUGCAGAGUGGUUCUAUUUCCCAGUAUGCAAACAAAUCGGCCUUGCAACAAAGUUCAGUUCCAUGGCAAGCACCAACGAAUAAAGAGCAAAGUUCUGCCCCUUUCUCAUCAACAAAUUAUGUAAAACAAGAACCAGUUGAACAGGCUGUUGAGCAGCAGCAGAAAUCUCAGGUGUCUAACCCUCAGGUUGUAUCUGCCACACCUGCUGAACAGGGGAACCCAGUGCCAGGAAAUUCAAAGGAUGUCUCUUUAGAAAAGCAAACUUCAAAAGUUGGUUUCUCUCCACCCAUUGGUUUGGCACCCUCAAGUUCAGUUUCUCCUUCCAUUUCAACUCCAUUGGAGCCAAAUGCACAGGUUGGCUCUCGGAUCCCAUCUGUAGUUGCUUCUGCUGGAGUUAAUGCAAGAACACCUCCAAAGAAACCUUCAAUUGGCCAAAAGAAGCCACUUGAACCACUUGGUUCUUCUCCACCUGCAUCAAGUAAGAAGCAAAAAGUUUCUGGGGCCUUUUCAGAUCAAAGCAUUGAACAACUUAAUGAUGUCACUGCUGUCAGUGGAGUUAAUCUAAGGGAAGAGGAAGAACAGCUAUUCUCUGGAUCCAAGGAGGAAAGUCGAGUUUCAGAAGCAUCUCGGAGGGUUGUACAAGAAGAAGAAGAAAGGUUGAUUUUGCAGAAGAUUCCACUGCAGAAAAAAUUGGCAGAGAUCAUGGCUAAAUGUGGUUUGAAGAAUAUUAAUAAUGAUGUGGAGCGAUGCUUGUCGUUGUGUGUGGAGGAAAGAAUGCGUGGACUAAUAAGUAAACUGAUCAGGCUAUCCAAGCAGCGGGUUGAUGCUGAGAAGCCUAGACAUCGGACUGUAAUCACCUCAGACGUUCGACAGCAAAUCAUGGCAAUGAACCAGAAAGCUAAGGAAGAAUGGGAGAAAAAGCAGGCAGAAGCUGAAAAGCUUCGAAAAGUUAAUGAUCCUGAGGGUGAUAAUGGAGCUGAAGUUGAUAAUGAGAAAGAUGAAGGUCGUAUGAAAUCAGUAAAGGUAAACAAAGAGGAUGAUGACAAAAUGAGGACAACAGCUGCAAAUGUUGCUGCUCGAGCUGCUGUUGGUGGAGAUGACAUGCUAUCAAAAUGGCAACUCAUGGCUGAGCAAGCACGCCAGAAACGUGAAGGUGGGACGGAAGCAACAUCCAGUUCCCAGUCAUCCAAGGAAGUUAACUACAAGAGUCCUUCAACAACUGGAAGAAAUAUAAAGGAUAAUCAAGAAACAGACAAAAGGAGCCCGGCAGUUGCAUCUAAGGCUGCUAGGAAAACUGGAAGGAACCAAAGUGUGCCUGAAGUCAAGAUUGCUCGCACUAUCUCCGUUAAGGAUGUAGUUGCAGUUCUGGAAAGAGAACCCCAGAUGUCCAAAUCUACUCUGAUUUAUCAAUUGUACGAGAGAACCCGAUCUGACCAUCCUCUUGAAUAGUGAAAGAUUGAACCUCAAAAUAGAUUUUUUUUUUUUUUUUUUUCUCUUCCCCAUUGUGGUAUUUUAGUUUUUAACUAGUGAUAAGUAAUCCUAGGCAAGAGUUCUGAUAUGCGAAGGGCUCCUGCCAUUUGUUGCUUGUAGAGAACGGUUAAUAGCAACAUUUAGGUGCUAGCUUACUGCAGGAUGAACUUGGCUGUCAUAAAUUCAACUUUAAUCAUGAGAAUUUGAUUCUUAA